Messenger RNA from Ambispora gerdemannii, 543 nucleotides. Lineage: Eukaryota; Fungi; Glomeromycota; Glomeromycetes; Archaeosporales; Ambisporaceae. The record is from the annotation of a GenBank genome assembly.
AUGUUUUCAUUCUCAAAAGUAACUUCUUUCUUCGACUACUCAAACAUCAAUUGCUCCAUCAAAUCCUUCGACAAUUACUGGAAUAGAAAGACUAGCAACAGCGAUGAAAACAGAAACGAUAAAGUAUUUGCUACUGAAGUAUACCCGUCAGUUUUCCUGCCUUCGUCACAAUCAUCUUCAAUAUAUGGUACAAUACGUAUCAAAUCUGGUCUCUCAUCAAAAAGUAGGAAGCAUUUAAACGAACGACCGCAUUUAGUUUACAUCUCUAGUGAUUUUAAUAAAUAUCCAUCGGAAGAGAAUAAUGAAUUCAAUUUACCUAGCAAUUUCAUUCAGAAAAAAAUACUUCAUCAGGAAAAUUCUGCCAUAAAGCGUCGGUCGAUGAUAUUGGAUACAAUCAAUGAAGAUCUUGCUCAUGAAGGAAAGGAUGCAUCUAAACGCAACGGUGGCUCUCAGAAACUAAAAGCUCGCUCGUAUACUAAUAUUUACAUGUUGCAAAAGCAGCAUGAAGAACUAUCUCGUCGUGAGGAAACGGAAGAAUUAUAA